CCCUCAUUUAUUUCUGAGAGGCGAACAGCAGACAGGCAUUUGAGAUUCUAUAUAGCGGGAGAAUAUAGUGUUGGCAACGCUCUUUCAACCGCCAACAUUCCUCGACAUGCAGUUAUGAUUUUGUGGAAUUGACAACAAAGAACAGUGGAUUGGAGAAGGAUUGAGAUAUCAGUACAAAGAAACUAAGAGCGUCACCUACUCCAAGCAGUGUAGAGGGGGAAACCAACUACUGCAGCGCCAUGGCUGACCCAAUAAAGCUGGCUGACCCAAAGCCGGCUGAACUAAGAGACAGCAUGGCAGAUUUUACAGUUCAGACGGCCAAGCACUCCAACCCUCCAAUCUCCUCCACUCCCCUGCGGCCGCCCAGCGAACAGCAGUCCAAGGACCGGGCCUCCAAAAGGCUUUCCUCCGAGUCCAACGGGACCAGCGAGGGUGGGGCAGGGUCGCGGACGCCCGUGGAGAUAACCGCACUGGAGGAGUCGUUCCGGCGCUUCGCCAUCCACGGCGACACACGUGCCACAGGAAAGGACAUGCAUGGCAAGAACUGGUCCAAGCUGUGCAAGGACUGUGGCGUCAUCGACGGAAAAACUGUCACCCUCACGGACGUGGAUAUCGUCUUCACUAAAGUCAAGAAGAAAUCCUGUCGCACCAUCACGUUUGACGAGUUCAAGGCAGCGGUGGGAGAGCUGGCCAGCAAGAGAUUCAAGGAGAAAACGGGAGAGGAGGCGGAGGGGGAGGUCUUCAGGAUGAUUGAGGGGAAGAAACCGGUCAUUAAAGGAGUCACGAGAGCGGUGGCUUCUCCCACCGUGUCUCGUCUGACGGACACGACCAAGUUCACUGGGUCACACAAGGAGCGCUUUGACGAGAGUGGCCGUGGGAAGGGGAAGGCAGGUCGCGUGGACAUGGUGGACACAUCCGGGUACGUCGCAGGAUACAAACACCUCGGGUCAUAUGAGAAGAAAGUCACCAAGCCCACCGGGCCCCCUGGAGCCGGGCCCCCUGGAGCCGGGCACUCUGGAGGAGGGCCCCCUGGAGCCGGGCCCCCUGGAGCCGGGCACUCUGGAGGAGGGCCCCCUGGAGCCAAGCCAGUGUGAAGAAAGAAACAAACAGAAACAUAAGACCAACUACUAGGAUAAUAAUUCUCUAAAGAAAGAACUCCAUGAAACCACAACAAAACGAUAGGAUUUCAUAUUUUCUCACCCAUCUUGUUUUCUUUUCGCGAGUGGGAUGUUUUGAGUUCCUCUCUUUUUUGUUAUGUGUGAGAACUGGAAAACUGUUUACAUCAAUUUUUACAGCUGGUACAUUCCUGACAGAUCGCAAGUUACUGCCAAAGGUUCAAAUGAAGCCACCAACCAACAAGGGAAACAACUGUUUUACUCUGCAUUCUUUGAAACCUCUUCAUGAUGAUAGGCGUCUUCACAUAUGUAUUAUAAGCACUAUGAAUAACACCAUACCAAGAAAAACCAAUAAGAGAAGGAAGGGUUCGCCAAAUGAUAUAACAAGAUUGCAAUUUUCUUUUAAUGGGCAAUAGCUUCUUUUCCCAUUUUUAGUUGAAGAAAUACAUCCUUAAUUUGAUACUUUUUAGUUAGUUGAAUGUCUAUUGGCAUAAACUGGUGAAGUAGAUAUACUGGUAGGUUGUUAUAUUGAUCAAACCAUCUUCAAUAUCAACUUUCUGCCUUUCCUCUGGUCAAUGAGGUCUGCUGUAUGAGUCUUCAUCUACUGGCUGUAUGAGUCUUCAUCUACUGGCUGUAUGAGUCUUCAUCUAGUGGCUGUAUGAGUCUUCAUCUACUGGCUGUAUGAGUCUUCAUCUACUGGCUGUAUGAGUCUUCAUCUACUGGCUGUAUCUUCAUCUACUGGCUGUAUGAGUCUUCGUCUACUGGCUGUAUGAGUCUUCAUCUACUGGCUGUAUGAGUCUUCGUCUACUGGCUGUAUGAGUCUUCAUCUACUGGCUGUAUGAGUCUUCAUCUACUGGCUGUAUGAGUCUUCAUCUACUGGCUGUUUGAGUCUUCAUCUACUGGCUGUAUGAGUCUUCGUCUAAGGGCUGUAUGAGUCUUCAUCUACUGGCUGUAUGAGUCUUCAUCUACUGGCUGUAUGAGUCUUCAUCUACUGGCUGUAUGAGUCUUCAUCUACUGGCUGUAUGAGUCUUCGUCUACUGGCUGUAUGAGUCUUCAUCUACUGGCUGUAUGAGUCUUCAUCUACUGGCUGUAUGAGUCUUCAUCUACUGGCUGUAUGAGUCUUCAUCUACUGGCUGUAUGAGUCUUCAUCUACUGGCUGUAUGAGUCUUCAUCUACUGGCUGUAUGAGUCUUCAUCUACUGGCUGUAUGAGUCUUCAUCUACUGGCUGUAUGAGUCUUCAUCUACUGGCUGUCUGUUCUCCUUUAUACAUCAUAGUUUACACAUAUUGACGACAACAUCGUUUGCCUUCAAUUGUUCUUAAAAUAACUAAACCUUUAAACAGGAUAUGUAGAAGUUCUGUGUCUUCCUGUCUUUAGCUACGUAUUUCAUAUGAAUGAUAACAUUUUAUUUUUGUUCAUUCUACUGUCAGAUAUCAAGUUUGUUAUCUAUGAGUCUUAACUUCCCUUUUCUUGUGAAUCUUGUUUUUAUAAACGUUCUGUGAAGUUAUAUCGAUACUGUACCUUAUGUAUUUACAACACAAGGAGAAGAAUACUGCUAUAAUUAUUUCAUAUCCUAAGGCCACGUCUUGUCUGGUUCCUUCUGAAACCCUCAUCAAUUAUUUACACCCAACAUAUUAAACAAGAUAAUAGGUAAAUGACCCUGAAAUUAUUAUCUCUAAUCAUUCAUCUAAAUCACACACACCAAUUUGAUAAGGCUCCAGUUUGUUCCACACUAUGUCCGGUUGUAUUCGCUGGACCUCUGAAACUAAGAGGUGAGCUGGGUUCAGGGUUUGGACCUCUGAAACUAAGAGGUGAGCUGGGUUCAGGGUUUGGACCUCUGAAACUAAGAGGUGAGCUGGGUUCAGGGUUUGGACCUCUGAAACUAAGAGGUGAGCUGGGUUGUUCAGGGUUUGGACCUCUGAAACUAAGAGGUGAGCUGGGUUCAGGGUUUGGACCUCUGAAACUAAGAGGUGAGCUGGGUUCAGGGUUUGGACCUCUGAAACUAAGAGGUGAGCUGGGUUCAGGGUUUGGACCUCUGAAACUAAGAGGUAAGCUGGGUAGUUCAGGGUUUGGACCUCUGAAACUAAGAGGUGAGCUGGGUUCAGGGUUUGGACCUCUGAAACUAAGAGGUGAGCUGGGUUCAGGGUUUGGACCUCUGAAACUAAGAGGUGAGCUGGGUUCAGGGUUUGGACCUCUGAAACUAAGAGGUGAGCUGGGUUCAGGGUUUGGACCUCUGAAACUAAGAGGUGAGCUGGGUUCAGGGUUUGGACCUCUGAAACUAAGAGGUGAGCUGGGUUCAGGGUUUGGACCUCUGAAACUAAGAGGUGAGCUGGAUUGUUCAGGGUUUGGACCUCUGAAAAUAAGAGGUGAGCUGGGUUCAGGUUUUGGACCUCUGAAACUAAGAGGUGAGCUGGGUUGUUCAGGGUUUGGACCUCUGAAACUAAGAGGUGAGCUGGGUUGUUCAGGGUUUUGGACCUCUGAAACUAAGAGGUGAGCUGGGUUGUUCAGAUUUGUAUUUUUCAAUAUUUAACCGAUAUGAUAUUGCCGUCAGAUUUCUAUAGUUGUAAUAUAUUGGUGGUAAGAGUGUAUAUUUCUAAACAUGCGGCCGCAUGGCUUCAUUUAAGACACUGACCUGCGUUUGUUUUUCUUGUCUUGCUGUAUCUUAUGCAUGAAGUAAUGGAAUGCUACUACUUUACCAUUAACAAUAUGAAACAGACAACAUAUUUCAGAGGUCUCAUUUCAACUGCUGUGUUAGUGACUUGCUCUGCUCCUACGUUCUGGCAGAGUAGUCAGACCAAUGGAAUUAAAACUAACAUCAACUAACAACUUCACUUUGACAGGAGGACCAAGUUGUGGUUACAUUGUGAGUGUACAGAGACCAUAGAGAUCCUAUAAAUGACUAUGUAUAGACUAAGAAUAUCAAAGGGGACAUUUGUGGCCAAGGAGUUGGGUGACAUUAUCAGGUCAUAUCAUUGACCGUACAUGCAGAAAAAAUCUAUAGCUUGGUGGAACCAGCCUGAUCGUUGCGUUCACUAUGAAAUAGAACCAUGAAAGAGAAAGAUGAACCAGCCUGAUCGUUGCGUUCACUAUGAAAUAGAAUGAUGAACCAGCCUGAUCGCUGCGUUCACUAUGAAAUAGAAUGAUGAACCAGCCUGAUCGGUGGGUUCAAUAUGAAAUAGAAUGAUGAACCAGCCUGAUCGCUGCGUUCACCAUGAAAUAGAAUGAUGAACCAGCCUGAUCGUUGCGUUCACUAUGAAAUAGAAUGAUGAACCAGCCUGAUCGUUGCGUUCACUAUGAAAUGGAACCAAUUAAGAGAAAUGAUGAACCAGCAAUCAGGCUGGUUCCACCAGGCUACAAAAUCAAAUGUCAGCAAUUUGAAUUGUAUCAAAUGGAUGCAUAUGAAACUAGAAGGUUUUACAUUCUAAAUGAAAAAGACUCAUAUGCCAUAGAUACUACAGGUAGGUACAUAUGACUAGUGACUUCAUCAGUAUUGUUUGUGACCAUUGAACUCUUGUUUUAGAGAAACCUUUUUAGUGUAAACACUGUUAUCCUGACACUUUCUACGGCACACAUUCAACAGAAUACAAAAGGCAGGGUAAUAUAGUACUGUGAUGUUUGAUGGACAGACUGUAUGAGGUGAAGGGGAUGAACAAAGAAGUAGACUUUUGUAGGACAUAUAUUUUUCCAGCAUAAUGACAUAAUGUUGCUUUCAUACUGGCCACCCUACCUUAGCCUCCGCUGACCAAUAAGACUCAUGUGUUGAUUGAGAUCAACACCUGUUAACUAGUUGAAUCGUAAUCACUUUAGUAUGAUUUGUCUUGUGUGCUUAAUGCCAAAUACUGUGCACCUUUUCGUGUGGAGAAGCAAAUCCUUCUUAUUUUUUCAAAAAAUAACUUGUUAAUGUGCGAUUAUUGUGACCUGGUGCAUGCUUUGUGUUUUGGUUCUUGUUCUCGAGACCUGUGUGUUCAUGAUUUGUAGCAUUGUUGAAAAUAAAAACUCCCCAUCCUGAAGAA
Molecule: messenger RNA, 5127 nt
Organism: Oncorhynchus gorbuscha (pink salmon)
Lineage: Eukaryota; Metazoa; Chordata; Actinopteri; Salmoniformes; Salmonidae
Product: tubulin polymerization-promoting protein-like
Exons: 6
Coding region: 240-1094 (284 amino acids)
Biological process (GO): microtubule polymerization; microtubule bundle formation; positive regulation of protein polymerization
Cellular component (GO): microtubule
Molecular function (GO): tubulin binding
Source: RefSeq, a predicted model, not a curated record